GCAGCAGCAGCGGCAGCAGCAGCUGGACUAAUCGCCAAACAGCAUUGGGAGCAGUGGGAAGAUGCGCUCAUUGGAGGAAAGCUGCUUUGUGAAGAUAGCACAGAGCCCUGAGGUAUCGCUCAAUCCUCAACGGGUGGAAAGGGCUCUGUUCUCUAAGAAUGCAAUGGAGCUCGUUCGAAGGUCCACGGAAAUUGGGGCGGCAGGAGGCAACGGGAAAGGAGCCAUGGACACCGUACGUCUGAGGCAGGAGAUAAUCACCAAGCUGGUCGAAGAAGGUAGAGGGAUGGCGGGGAGCUUUCCCGCACCGCCAGCAUUCCUGGACAAGAGCUUCACCUCGGUAUCCUUGGCCAACUCCAAGAUUGGGGAUUCCUUCAUCCGUGACACGCUUAGCAUACGAUGUCCGAUGCUACGGAGCGUGGACCUCACAGCGUGCUUCUACAUCCGAGAUAGUGCCAUAGAAUCCCUGCUCAGCCGGUGCUCGCUGGUAGAGCGCCUGUCCCUUAGAAACUGCCGAAAAUUGACGGACGUGUCCCUGGAACACUUGGUGAGACAUGGGAAGAACAUUGCGAAUCUGGACAUCGGCGGGUGCUUCAACAUCACGGCACCUGGGGUGGACGCUUUCUGCGGGUUGCACCCCAAUGCGCCUCGGUUUGCCGAGCUGGAUAUUUCUGGGCUUAACGUGACAACGCACACCUUGGAGGUGAUCUGUCACCGCUGCCGGCAUCUUCAGGUCCUUCGAAUUGGAUUUAUCGAGUACAUGGAGGACACCUUGAAGGACACUCUUCCCCCCCUGCUGCCCAACCUUCGGUCGCUCCACGUGCACUGGAACACGUGCAUCACUGACGAGUUUCUGUCGUGGGUAUCCCAGGCGAUACCACGGCUACAGGAUCUGAACUUGUGCGGGUGCUCUAAGGUGUCAGUGGACGGGGUGUCGGACAUGAUUCACGAACGCCAGGAAGCCUUGGAAAACGACGGCAACGCCGGCUUGAUAAGCGCCAUCGAGAAGGUCAACGUUAGGUACACGUCGCUGGGCAAGCAUGACAUCGAGGUGCUGCAGGCAACGUACCAGGGAACCGAGAUUGUGUGCACCUGAUGUCGUAUGCGGUUCCUACUCGAUUUGUACUUUGCAUGUGGUGAUGUCGUUGUAUUGGCCGGGAUGUUACUCGUGCGCACGGCAGAGUCGAGAUACCGCCACGAAAGUGUUUGUUCGGAGGCUUGGGCUCCGGUGAUGUGACCGAACGUGCCAACUUGUUUCCUUGUUUUGGGCAUCCUGUGUUGCCGGGAUGCGUGAAGUUCAGACCUCCGAUAUUGAGGCUCUUAGUCUAGUGGGGUUGUUACCAGGUCUCUUGUUGGGACGGCCGGAGUUGCGAUGUACACCAAUGUGGUCGGUGACUGUUUGGCUUCACGCUUGUGUAUGGAGCAGGGUGCAGGCAUAGCGGUUGAACCCUUGCAUGGCCCACAAAUACAACCGACUGGCCUUUGACCAAAGGGCGGCUGAUAAAAGCUGUGGCUACGGCCGAAAACGA
This is a messenger RNA of Ectocarpus sp. CCAP 1310/34, 1526 nucleotides long. The record is from the annotation of a GenBank genome assembly. Lineage: Eukaryota; Phaeophyceae; Ectocarpales; Ectocarpaceae.